AUGGAUGAAAACAAGCUUCAAAGAUACUUCGUAUUCAUUCUGUUUUUGUUCAUCACCUUCUUCUUCUUCCACACCACCGCCGUAGUCUCGGCGGUGGCGGCGGAUGGAGAUGAAAAGGGAGAGCACUACAUACAGGUUGAAGAAAGGAAAAUGCCUAUAAUCGACGCGGUUAAGAGAAUGUUCUCUCUUCCAACAACGCCUUCCAACUAUUUGAUGAGAGUCUUGCAAUACUUUUCCCCUCCAAAUUUAGAUUUCCGGGGAGUUGAUGAAGAGAGGGCCAGCGAAGAGGGGACCACGGAGAAGGUAAAAGAGGCAGUGGUGAAGAGCGUGGAUACGAGCAAGACAGCGGUACAAGAUUCUGCAAAAUCAGCAGCAAAAUUUGCAGAAGAAGCUGUGGGAGAGACUGUUGGCAAAGUGAAGAGAACGUUGUCUGGUGACCAUGAAGAAGAACUCUGA
Fraxinus pennsylvanica is the source of this 456-nucleotide messenger RNA. The record is from the annotation of a GenBank genome assembly. NCBI's taxonomy places the organism in Eukaryota, Viridiplantae, Streptophyta, Magnoliopsida, Lamiales, Oleaceae.